ACAUCGAGUUACCAAUUUCCCUUCUUGGCGUUCACAUCGAUAGAGCGACAACAGCAACUAGUUAACGCGACCAAAGGAUCAGAUCCAAACUUCCCACCAAACGAAACUCCACAUCAAGGCCGAAAAACUAACACAAAUAAUUCGCAAAUUACCGAUUGACGAAUUUCCCGGCGCCAGAUUUUUCUCAUUUACCGACGCCAAUUUCAUUGCCGGCGAUUCCCAAUCUCAUCCAGACGAAAAGUAUCGUGCAGAAGCGUUUAAAAAUGAUGAAAUUCGUGCAGAUAUUAUUGUGCUACGGCCUACUCCUCACCCUGUUCUUUGCCCUCAGCGAGGCCCGACCUUCGGGUGCCGAAACAGGACCGGACUCCGAUGGACUUGAUGGCCAGGACGCGGAGGACGUGCGAGGCGCCUAUGGAGGUGGCUACGAUAUGCCAGCCCAGGCAAUCUAUCCCAAUAUUCCAAUGGAUCGGCUGCAGAUGCUCUUUGCCCAAUACAGACCCACCAGUUACAGCGCCUAUUUGAGGAGUCCCACCUACGGCAAUGUGAAUGAACUUUAUCGGCUGCCCGAGAGCAAACGUCAAGUUAGAUACCGGCAGUGCUACUUUAAUCCCAUCUCCUGCUUUAGGAAGUAAGUUCCCGGACAGUGGGAAGAAUAUCCGGAACCCAGAGCUCUUGGUUAAACUAACAAUUCAAGCAUUUCAACAAACCAAAACCAAAAAAAUAAGCCACAACACAAAGAUUAGCAUAAUGGAUAAACGCAAAUGUUUAGAGCAAUUAAACUAAAGCUAAGACUCAACUAUAUCCAUAUACAUAUAUAUACAACUUAUCCUUUGAAUGUCUACGAAACGUAUGAAAAAAUGUUCGUUCCAUUGUAGUUGCCAAAAAAAAAAAAUAAAUUAUGUACCUAUUUAUUUGAAUAUUAGCACAAAAGUUUGAAAUUUAAAUAUUUCGUUUCUUGAUUUACGCUUUGCAUAUGGUGUGGUAAAAUAAAAUACAAUGCUUCAAUAAGCUAUUUAUAUAUUAAAACUGCAUUCCUCAAUGUGUGUGCUUUUGUAAAUUUAAGUGUCCCAGCUAAUGUAUAAUACAAGUAAUUAGAACAACAAACAGGAAUGCAAACUUGGUGUCAUCUAAUACCUCCUACACAAAACUAUACAUGUAAAAUAUCUUUCUAAAUAAAAGUUAUAAAUAUUUACGAAUAAACU
Messenger RNA from Drosophila melanogaster (fruit fly), 1202 nucleotides. RefSeq names its product allatostatin C (gene AstC). The record is from RefSeq and is marked reviewed. The transcript has 4 exons. Bases 264 to 632 code for a protein of 122 amino acids. Lineage: Eukaryota; Metazoa; Arthropoda; Insecta; Diptera; Drosophilidae. Gene Ontology annotation, cellular component: extracellular region. Gene Ontology annotation, biological process: signal transduction.